Epinephelus moara (kelp grouper) is the source of this 2754-nucleotide messenger RNA. Its product is annotated as F-box only protein 40. The record is from RefSeq and is a predicted model, not a curated record. Gene Ontology annotation, cellular component: cytoplasm. Bases 26 to 2092 code for a protein of 688 amino acids. Lineage: Eukaryota; Metazoa; Chordata; Actinopteri; Perciformes; Serranidae. The transcript has 3 exons. Gene Ontology annotation, molecular function: ubiquitin protein ligase activity; zinc ion binding; protein binding.
GCGAUCAUUGUAUUCACAGGGCACAAUGGUGAAGAGUAGAAAGAUGCCUGUGGGCCAUCACGAACAUUGUGAUAAGUGUUACAAUGCCCAUUGUCAAGUCCCGGUGCAGACCUCUGUCUCAUGCAUGGUCAUCAAGUGUCGUAAAAACUGUGGCGCCCUCCUCCACAUGUGCAAGGAAGAGGAGCACCAGCUUCUGUGUCCCAAUGAGAUGGUCCCCUGCCUCAACGUCUCCUAUGGUUGUCCUCUCACCAUGCUGCGCCACAGGCUGGCCAAACACCUGGAGGUCUGUCCUGCCAGCGUGGUCUGCUGCUCUCAGGACUGGAAUCGCUGGCCUAUUUCAGACAAAGAUCUGGCCUUCUACAAAAAUGUUUCAGACAGCUCUCAAACUGAGGUAAACCUUGAUGUUGCUAUGGCGCUCAGGGACCAAGAGUUGUUAUUUCGAUCCAUCAAAAUGAAGAACAUUUUUCCUGAGUUGGUGGUGGAGGAUCCUGCCCUUCAGGAUGUUUCUGCCGGGGUCAACAGUCACGCAGAUGAAGCAACCUGUUCUUUAGACUGUGGUGAAUUUACAGAAAAUGGCUGGACAGACAUGGAGGUAACAGAGCUGAGCCAAGAGGAGAGGGAUGCUCUGGCAAGUAGCCGGGACAUGGAUGGUAUUCAGAAGUACAGCUCCUGGGAGAAAAUAUUCAACAAGGAGAUGGAGGGAUGCAAGCAAACUGUCAAAAACCUGAAUACAAAGGAGGAAAGAGGAAAGGCAAAAGAAGAGCAAGAAGCAUCAAACUGUCAGAGGGAGACAAGAGACUCACACAGGAGCCAAGAGAAUGCUGCUGCUGCUUCAAGCAGGGAUGGUGCAACUGGCCUUGCGCCGUGGCAAGAUGGGGUCCUUGAGAGGUUAAGCAAAGAAUUCAAUAUUGGUGAAUAUAACAUGUAUCUGGUGCACAAUGGAGCAAUGUUGAUUAACUUUGGCCAACUUGCUGCUUGCACCCCGAGAGAAAAGGAUUUUGUUUAUGGAAGUCUGGAACCCAUUGAGGUUAGAACGGUGCGCACAUUUAAUGUCCCUACAAGCUAUCGAGCAAAGUGUAGAUAUCUGAAGGACCCUGCACUAAAAGUCAAGACCAGCCACCAGAGUGUUGACACAGCAGAUUUGGGCAUAUCAGUUGAGGAUCUUCCGAAGUGCGACGAGGUUAGCGCCACACUCCUGCACUCCCUGGAAAAGGAACUGAAAGGACAUAUAAUCUCAGAGAGUGUAGGGAGAGACGGUCUUUACGUAGAUCAGGGAACACAAACAUACAACUUUGCCUCUGCUCCUUUCAAAACAGAUGCGUCGCUUGCUGAUGUCAUUGCAGACAAACCUCAUGGUCUCUAUGUAGACGUCCAAGCCGAAUCUGUCACCAGAAGACACAACAAAACAAGCUCUGCCUUCAGCUACAUGUGUGGCCACUUCUUCCGCCGUGAUGAAUACCGCUCGCAUUUCAGGAACGUGCACUCUGACAUACAGGCCUCUCUGAGCGGCUGGUUCCAACAACGCUGCCCCUUGGCAUACCUCGGCUGUGCUUUCACCCAGACGAGGUUUCACCCUGCAGGUCACCCAGCCACAAUCAAAUUCUGUCAAGAUGUCAGCACCUUCGUCCUCCAGCCAGACGUCUCCCCAUUCCUCUGUGAAGGCGGGAAAACCGCCAGCCCUCAGAGAAAUGGUGCACAUAAUGUGGAUCCCCUGAGCAGCCUGCCCCUGGAGAUCCUUCAGCACAUUGCUGCUUACCUUGACAGUUUUACAUUAUCUCAGCUGUCCCAAGUCUCCCAUCUGAUGAGAGAGGUGUGUGCCACAUUGUUGCAGGAGAGAGGGAUGGUCUCCCUCAAGUGGGUGAAAAAGACAUAUUCCCAUGGGGGGAGCUCCUGGAAAAGUCGAAGGAAAGUUUGGGAGUUCAGCUCUCUGUUUUCCUCUGUGGACAGAUGGAGCUUCAGCAACACUCCUUCCAUGUCAGAUCACCUGAAAACCUGCUCCUUCUACCAGAGAGAGGAGCACACUGACCCGGUGGCCUUAGUCUGCCUGGGAGAGGUCGGAGACAAACACAGAGAAGUAAAGCACAAAAGAUAAUGCUCAGAGUCCCAGAGCUCAGUGGGCGGACCACAACACGAGUGAUGCUGUUUAGAAUCACUCAGGCAUGACAUGUAUCCUCCGCAUAUAGAGAUUCAUAUAAUGUAUAGAAGCAAAAGGGAAUUCAGAGCUGCUGUGUGCUGAAGCCUGCAAGCAUACAGUACACUGAAGGAUUCACUGAAGUGCAAUUCCUGAAGAUUCUGAUGUGAUUUACUUGUCCUGUAUUUUCUUAUAACAUCUUCUGAAAUCAUUUUGCCUCUAAGUGGGAAAAAUGUGUUUUAUGAGUUGAUUAAAUCUUCAAUGAGCCCUCCAAGGACAUUAAAUUUACAAAUGCACUGAUAUGGUGUUUGAGAGGGGUCCUCAUAUUCUGUAAUAUCAGAUCAUUUGCCUUUGAUUGGUAGUCUGAGCUGAGUGUUGUUUGAUCCAUUUUUAAUUCAUACUUGUGAUGAAAAGCAUUUUGUCAGAGAAACAAAGGCAGCAGUUGUUGACUGUCUUCAACAUGGCAAGACUGACAUCUGCUGGAGAGAAGCUGAAGCAUCUCAUCUGUGUGGAGUGGUGACACCUUACACAUCAUAAAACAAGUUUGGUAUUUGAACGCUCAGCAUGAUAGCACGUAACCUAUAUGUCAAAUCUGAUUAUGCACAGCAGUGCAAGGUUCAUGC